Messenger RNA from Xenia sp. Carnegie-2017, 3211 nucleotides. Its product is annotated as extracellular sulfatase Sulf-1-like. The coding region runs from base 44 to 2419 and encodes 791 amino acids. The record is from RefSeq and is a predicted model, not a curated record. The transcript has 18 exons. Gene Ontology annotation, molecular function: kinase activity; glycosaminoglycan binding; N-acetylglucosamine-6-sulfatase activity. NCBI's taxonomy places the organism in Eukaryota, Metazoa, Cnidaria, Anthozoa, Malacalcyonacea, Xeniidae.
GCAAUAGCCUUUUUCUGCGUUAAAAAAAGCUACGUUGAGGUAAAUGUCACAUGCCAUAAUUCAAGUUGACCAAAUGAAAUUUACUGAUAGGGCUCGUACGCAUCCCCGUACCUACUCUGUUGAUGAUAGUUACAUGGCCUACUCUGCUCACGUCGAACUGUUUUUCUCGAAAAUGUUGCGGUAUUAUUUGCUUAGUGUUAUUACUAAUGGUUUGAAGCGGUGUCAACAUCAGUUUGUUUCUUUGCCAACAAAAUCAUCCAACUCUAAUCAUUCAUUGAGGUCGAAGUUGACCAUCCACAGCGAAGUGUUGGAGGCUCUCCACAAUAAUAAACCUGUAGUAGCAUUGGAAUCGACGAUCAUAACACAUGGAAUGCCUUUUCCACAAAAUUUAAAGGCUGUAAAGUCUCUGAAUAAGAUCAUUCGUAGCAAAGGAGUUGUUCCAGCUACUGUGGCAAUACUUAAUGGUAGAAUACAUGUUGGUUUGACAGAAAGUAAAUUGGAGAACCUUGCAAACAUUGGUCUGUCGGCUGUUAAAACAUCACGCAGGGAUAUACCUGCUGUAUUAAGUAAGAAUCUAGUUGGUGCAACAACAGUAUCUGGCACAAUGGUUGCGGCAGCGUUGGCUGGUAUAUCUAUCUUUGUGACAGGUGGCAUUGGUGGUGUUCAUCAUGGUGCAGACAAAUCAUUUGAUGUGAGUGCAGAUCUGACUGAAUUGGGAAGAACUCCAGUUGCUGUUGUUUGUGCUGGUGUUAAGUCUAUCCUAGAUAUUGGAUCAACACUGGAGUAUCUGGAAACAUGUGGUGUAACAGUUGCAACUGUUGGUGACACAUUACAAUUUCCUGCUUUUUUUACAUCAGACAGUGGAUUUAAAGCUCCUUACAAUGUUAGGACAGCAAAAGAAGCUGCCAUGAUGAUUGACUGCAGUCUUGAAAUGGAAAUGAAGUGUGGAAUGGUUUUUGGUGUACCAAUACCACAAUCUCAUUCCUUGAUGGGAGCCAAGAUCAAUGUCACUAUUCAAACUGCUUUACUGGAGGCCAAAAAGAAAAAUAUUGUUGGCAAAGAUAUAACUCCAUUUGUUUUGAAGCAAAUUGAUCAUCUUACGGAAGGAAAAUCUGUCGAAGCAAAUAUUGCUCUUGUUCAAAAUAAUGCCCUCGUUGGGAGUGAAAUAGCCAUUGAACUAUGUAAAUUGCGCGAAUCAAGACGACAGAUGUUUUCCCGAACUAACGAAGAUUCAAAUAUAAAGUCUUCCAAAUAUCGACCGGUUGUCAUUGGUGGCUCAAACGUUGAUUUCGCUGCUAAGACAAGCAAGGAUAUUAUGUUUGGGAAUGUGACAAAUUCUGGAGAAAUUCGUCAAUCCUUUGGUGGAGUUGCGCGAAAUAUAGCAGAAUGUAUAGCUCGUAUUGGACAGUUUCAACCAGUUUUAAUAACGUGUGUGGGUGCUGAUGAUUUGGGUGAAAUGUUGUUGAAACAUUUAAGUGAUGUUGGCGUGUCGACAUUUGGUGUUCAAGUGAACAAGAAAAGAAGUACAGCUACAUAUUCGGUUGUCCUCAACUCGAAAGGCGAGGUGAUCAUUGGCAUAGGAGAUAUGGACAUACACAAAUCUAUAACAACAUCUUUGAUUGAUAAUUUUGAAGAAACGAUAAGAAACGCUCCCGUUGUCAUAAUUGACGGGAAUCUUGAGGAAAAUGUCAUCAAGCAUUGCAUUGAAAUUUGUUCACAACAUUCGACUCCAGUUGUGUUUGAACCGACCUGUGUGAUGAAAGCGGCAAAACCUUUCAAAGAUGACAGUUGGCAACAGCUUACCUUGACCACUCCAAAUAUCGAUGAAUUACGAACAAUGAGUGCCCUUGCUGCAAACGGCAAUCAACAGACUUUAUUUGCUCAAGGUGACCCUUCAAAAGGUGACAUUAAUUCAGUUCAAGUCAAUGAAAGAUCCAUAGACGAAGUUCUUAAGGAAUGCAUUCAAUUAUGUAAACCGCUGAUGAGACAUAUUCCAAUGGUUGUGGUCACAAUGGGUGAACUGGGGGUAUUUGUAUGUCGUGAUGUACCUUUGAAUUUGCCGUUGAUGCAUGAUGGAAAAUUUCUCGGUGUAAGGAAAAAAAGUAGAGAUGAUCUUUUUUACGCUGCUUAUUUCCCCCCUUGUAAAAAUGACAGGAAUGAAGUGGAAGUUGUUUCAGUCACUGGAGCUGGUGAUAGCUUUUCUGGUGGAUUCGUGUCCAGUGCCCUAUCAGGCAUGUCUACGGAAAUUUGCGUAAAAUGCGGUUUAAUGGCCGCCUGGUAUUCAGUUCAAGGUUCUUUGGCCGUGUCUCCGUCACUUAAUUCAGAAUGCUUCACACAAAGUAGAAUACAAUCUUGGGCGACGUGGGAAGCAGUUCCUAUUGACAUUAAUGAUGUACACUGCAAUUCUUUAAGAAAGUAAAGACUGGGGCUUUGUGAGGUAUGUUUAAGAUAAAAAUAAUAAAAGUUGAUUCUUUUCCAAACCUUUGCAUGGAAGAUUAUGACCCUAAAAGUUCAAAUUAUAAUUAUAAAUAUGAUAUGGCAGUUAAUGUAAUUGGCACCCCUUAUAUAGAUUAAAGUCUAAAUGUUUGAGCCUCACAAAAGCCACAAACGUUACCAAUGUUCUUUCGAAGAGCAUAUAAAACAUAGUUUUUACAAGCGACGCUCUUUUGUCAACGCGGAUCAUACCCAUCACAGGUAUGUUUUGACUAUUGUAUGGCACACGCUUUGUCUUGUAGGAGGCCAUUUGAUAUGGAUAACAUCAUUUGUGUUAAUGAGAAAAAUAUUAUUUUAUUUCUGUUGAUCGUUUAAUGUUUGCUCGUCACGUAGCGUUACUUGUGCUUUUAUACGAAUGGCUCGUCCGUUUCAUUUAUUUCAACGAAAAUUUUUGGUUGUCCUGUUUUUUUUUGCUGUUUUGCCCUGAUGCUAGACAUUAUGAAAUUUCGUUGAAUUUUUUUCAUGUAAUAUUUAAUCGCAUUGUUAUAUUAUGUAUAUAAAGUAUUUUAUCUUUUUCUUUCAUUAACGAUGGCCAAUUGGUUGGACGUUUGGUCCUUUAUUUUUUUUCUGAAAUUCACUUUUCUUUGAUGUCUGCGAGGUUUGUUUCGGGAUAUUUUAAUCACCAUGAUCAUUGAUCACUUCAUGCAUGUGUGCUUGUUCAAACUUUACUUUUAAUUCAUUACCUUUGAGGAAAUAAAAUAAAUAGUGUUUAAACGUG